Messenger RNA from Caenorhabditis elegans, 634 nucleotides. RefSeq lists its product as uncharacterized. NCBI's taxonomy places the organism in Eukaryota, Metazoa, Nematoda, Chromadorea, Rhabditida, Rhabditidae. The coding region runs from base 76 to 582 and encodes 168 amino acids. The record is from RefSeq and is marked reviewed. The transcript is spliced from 3 exons.
UUUCACAAUUCGAGCAAACUUCGAAUCUCCUCGUCUCGAAUACCGUUUUUUGUCUCGAUUGGACAAAGUUCUAGAAUGCGAUUUGGAGACUAUUUCAAUCUCGUUCAGAAUCUAUUUCUGAUUUUGCUCGUCUUCUGUCCGGCGUGGAUUUUGUGCAAAGGAAAGAAAAAAGCAACCUAUGCAUCGGUAUCCAAGCAGACGUCUUCCGCCGAGCCGGCAAAAUCGGCAAUUAAGCCUCCAAUAACCGACCCAACACCGAGCGCGAUGGCCAAGGUGGGCUCAGAUGAGAAGAAAGAAGACCCAAAGGAUGAUAAGGGAGACACGAAGAGCCCGGUUCCAGAUGGUGGUGCAGCUGAUGCAAAACCGGUCGACCAAUCGCAGAAGCCAUUCCCCAAAUUCGAGAUGCCAACGGAGAGUAAGAAAAAGAAGAAGAUGGCUGAAAAUGAAGUUGAUAAGAAGGAGAAAAUGAAGAACGGAUUCUAUCAGGAAAAGUCAGAUGAAGAUGACACGCUUGAGAAAGUGGCUAGUCUGAAGGUCGAGCAAUCCGAUAAGACCAAGAGAUCGAAGAAAAAUAAGAAAUAGGUUGUAUGAAGGGCACUGAAUGAUGGGUGAUUUAUGAAUAAAUUGAUUUUUU